Paraglomus occultum is the source of this 537-nucleotide messenger RNA. The record is from the annotation of a GenBank genome assembly. Lineage: Eukaryota; Fungi; Glomeromycota; Glomeromycetes; Paraglomerales; Paraglomeraceae.
AUGAUGCGCGCUCGUGGACACGCAUACAAACGCGCCUAUAAAAAUGCUAUCAAAAUAGCGAGAACAUUAUUAUACCAGAAGAUAGGUGACGCAUACGAGAUCUUUCAUGGUAAUUGGUUAAACUUCGAGGAUUUCAAGGUGAGCAAUCCCGUUGACAGGUUAUGGGAAAAGCUAAUAAAGAGUUUUGCCACCGAUGAAGGUGUCUUCGUGGACGAUGAGACUCACGGAGUGAGGAGACUUUCGCCUCUAAAAAAGUCUAUAUGUGCUGGCUUUACCAAGUGCGUAAUUGAACUCAUUCCAAUUGUCAAGACAUAUGACGCAUUUUUCCAUAAAUUAGUAUACCAUAUGCGUUAUAAAGAGCACGUAUCCAUUCCCGAAAAAAUUGGCGCACCAGAAACUCUGAGAAAAAAUGAGAUAACAACUGAACAACCUACUUUACCCUGUAUAUCAGAAGCCGAUCAAAUGGCGCUUGACGGUUUUCUAAAUGCAUGGAAUAAGGCAGUUAACUUAUGCACAAAGCGCGCGCUUUGUAAGUAA